AUGCCUUGUGUCCCCGACACGGGUGAGAAUUGUGACAAGAAAGACAACGCCUACUUGGAGGAGAUCAAAGAGAUGGCAGCAGACAAGAUGAAGGAGGAGAAAACCAGGAUGCAAAAGGAGAUGGAGGACUUGGAGGCGGAAUACAAGGCAGCCAGUGACCUCUUUGAGAAGCAAAAGGAAGAAGCCAUGGCCACAAUGAAGAAGCAGGAAGAUCUGAAGAAGUCUUUGAGUAAGCUCAAGGACAAGACAAAUUACAAGAUCGCAAUUCUCAAGGCGAAAACCGGCGACAAGGCAGGGCAAUUUCCUACCGAUGUUGCGGUUUACGAUGCCGAGCAAGCCGCCCGGCACGAGGCUCUGGCCUUGCGUCUGCAGGAGCAGCAAGAGCGCGAGCAGGCGGAGGUGGAGAUGCUGAAGGCUGCUGUCGGCAGCGUCUUCUCCGUGCGGAAGCCCCGAGACGCCGUGGCCGGCACGGCGAGUGGCCUGAAGACCAUGGCCAGGGGCGUGGGCGUGGGCUUGGCGAGUUUGGUCGUCCAGCCCUACGUGGGGGCCAAGUGCGGAGGCAUCAAGGGCUUUGCCAAGGGCUGUGGCACUGGCUUGGCCACAUGCGUUGGGAGCACCGUGGCUGGAACUGUUGUGGGAAGUGGACAGAUCGUCCGCGGCGUCGUGAACACGCCGGGGGCCAUUCUGCGCACGGCUCGUGGAGAGGUGUGGAAUUCAGAUGCUCGCAAGUGGGAGAAGGAUUGGUACUCGUUGCCUGAGGAAGCUGCGGAAGUCCUGUGCGAGGAUUGCGAGGAGGCGGGUGGCGAAAGCCGUGCCCGUUCAUCCGGCUCGACUUCCAGGAAGGUCCAGCACACAGAGCUGUACAACGUCUUAGGCGUGCGGCCUGAGGCAUCGGAGGCGGACAUACGCCGAGCCUUCUACAAGAAGUCGUUAGCUCUCCACCCGGACAAGAAUCCGGACAACCCAGAAGCCACGAAGCAGUUUCAGGAAGUCAGCGACGCUUACCGGAUCCUUGGCGACGAGGAACGGAGGUUUUCUCUCGGUGCUUUGGUGUCCCGGUGUCGUCCCGGUGUUUCGGUGUCCUGCAGUCUUAGUUUCUGCACUCCUGAUGUUCGCAUGUCUCGGUCUCGGCGCUCUGUCCAAGCUUUUUCAUGGCGUCGUGGCAUCUCCAUGUCUUGUACCCCGAGCGGUUCGUUCCGCAGGUGCAUAUCAUGCAGCUGCGUCUGUUCGUUACCCAGUCCCGUCAAAGGGAACUUUCCUCUUGUGUGGCAUUGUCUCUGCGCACAAUGUAUGUGUGUGUGGGAAAGGGUUCUGGAUCGAGCGUAG
Symbiodinium sp. CCMP2456 is the source of this 1326-nucleotide messenger RNA. The record is from the annotation of a GenBank genome assembly. NCBI's taxonomy places the organism in Eukaryota, Dinophyceae, Suessiales, Symbiodiniaceae.